AUGGCCACUGCUAUGCCAACCACGGAUGAGUUUCAUACAAAAGUUAAUGACAUGGAACUUGAAAUCUUCUCCCUUAUCUGGCUCAACGCUAAUACCAAAAUCACAGACAAUCGAGAUACAGAACAAAAGUUACGUUCUAUUAUCAAUCGUCUCACGAAAUUUCAAAAUGUAAAUGAAUGCCAAAAAUUUAUUGAAGAAAAAUCACAGCAUGAACGAGUCGUCAUGAUUGUUAGUGGCCGAUUAGGAAGAGAAAUAGUGCCGUCUAUUCACAAACUUCGACAAGUUAUAUCAAUCUAUGUAUACUGCAUGGAUAAAGAAGGUAAUAAACAAUGGGCAUGCAAAUUUGGAAAAGUAAAAGCUGUUAUUGUUGAACUUGAAGAUCUCAUAUGUCGAAUUACAGCUGAUCAUAAAAUCCAGAAAAAAGUGGAAGAACCAUUAUCAAUUAAUAUUUUUUCUACAAAUGCCGACGCAGGUAAAUCAACAACAGGCUUAAAUGGUCAAUUUGUUUUUUAUCAAGUUCUAAUUGAUUGCCUUCUGCGUCUAAAGUACACUAAAGCAGACAAAAAAGAACUUAUUCAAUUAUGUAAACAACAAUAUGAAGAUAACAGUGUGGAAUUGAGCAAUAUUCAUGAAUUUGAACAAGAUUGGUCAUCUAGUAAUGCUUUAUGGUGGUACACACGAGAAUCAUUCUUUUACAAAAUACUUAAUGCUGUUCUUCGUAAGCAAGAUAUUCAUUUUAUUUUUUUAUUUCGUUCAUAUAUCUUGGAUAUUCAUCAUCAAUUGAAAAAACAUCAAUCUGUGAAUUCUCUAAAAGUUUAUCGAAGCCAAAUGAUAUCCAGUGAUGAACUAAAAACUUUCCAACAAACUCAUGGUCAGUUUAUUUCAAUUAAUUCAUUUUUUUCCACCAGUACCAAUAAACAAAAAGCACUGUCAUUUCUCAAUGUUCCUACUGGUAUAGAAAAUUUGGAGCCAGUAUUAUUUGAAAUCGAUGCGAAUCCUAAGAUGGCAACUGCAAAAUCAUUUGCUGAUAUUAGUUCGUAUAGUGAAUAUAAGGAUGAAUCCGAAGUGCUUUUUAUGCUUGGUUCUAUUUUUCGCCUGAACAGUGUCAAUCAUAGCAAGGAUAAUCCAGUGUGGAUCAUCCAAAUGACAUUGUGUAGUGAUGAUGAACAUGAUUUAAAACAAGUUCUCGCCGAUAUGAAACAGCAGCUUGGUAGUGGAGAAACAAAUCUUCAAAUAUUAGGAAAAAUAUUAUCGGACAUGGGAAAAUUUUAUUUAGCUGAAAAAUACUUAACUGGUUUUUUGGAACAACUUCCACAGAAUUAUCCAUUACUUGGCAGUCUGUAUGAAGAUCUUGCCAAAGUCGCAUCACAGGCUGGUGACUAUAACAAGAGUGUUCAAUGGCAUAAAAAAGCUGUAGAAUUCAAAAAAUCAAAUCAACCCACUGCCAGUUCAAAUACUAAUCGAGCCAUGAGUUCUACGGGUAAGUUCAUUGAAAGAAAAUCUAUCACCGCAAAGCAACUAUCUCACAUGAAACAAAAUAUAUUAUAA
Messenger RNA from Rotaria sp. Silwood2, 1548 nucleotides. Lineage: Eukaryota; Metazoa; Rotifera; Eurotatoria; Philodinida; Philodinidae. The record is from the annotation of a GenBank genome assembly.